UGGACUUUGCUGUGGCACCACCACGUGGCCACCAUACGCCAAAGCCACGCCGACGUCGAUCAUCAUUCAAUCUUCUUUGAUGUGAAAUCCUAUACAAAAUCCCAAAGCCAAGACUAGACUUUGUACAAAAGCACGCCACAGCGUCAAAUGUCGAAUCAGCGACCGCAUCAUUUGCAACUCCACGCUUUCUCCCGGUAAAAAGCAAAAGUAAACACAAACGCAAACCGAAAGCAAAAACAGAAUGUCUACGCUCCAAAUCCAAUCCGAUAUCCGCUCCGCUCUUCACAUAGCUUCCUCCACCUUUCUCUCUCUCAAUACUAGGAGCUUGACGCUCCCUCAUUCCGUCCCUGCGCGUCGCCUUCUCCCCCGACCUCUGCAUUCUUCCACAGCGGCGUUCGGGCCGCUCCCUAGAGCUUUCUCCAACGACGGUAGCGUUCCCGAGAAGCCUUCGAUUUGUACCGCCGAUGAGCUUCAUUAUGUGUCCGUGCCUAAUUCUGAUUGGCGCCUUGCCCUCUGGCGCUAUCGCCCUCCUCCUCAGGCGCCUCCGAGAAAUCACCCGCUAUUAUUAUUGUCUGGAGUAGGGACUAAUGCCAUUGGUUACGAUCUUUCUCCUGGGUCUUCGUUUGCAAGAUACAUGUCUGGCCAAGGAUUUGACACAUGGAUUCUUGAAGUUCGUGGUGCUGGAUUGAGUGUGCAGGGAUCAAAUUUCAAAGAAAUUAAGGAAACUGCUGAUGCAGUGUCGGAGCAGAUGGAAGCUGUGGCUAAGAGUGUGACAAAUGGAGUUUCUCCUGCUCAGCUGCAGCCAACUAAUGUUUCUGGCUCCUUUUCAGAUUCUGAGAUUUCUUUUCUUGGAGAAGAUUCGAUAGGGAUUGGAACAGCAUGGGAUGAAUCAAAAUUGGUGACAAAGUUGACGGAAAUUUUCAUGCGUUUGUCUGAGAGACUUUCUGGCUUUCUAAGUGAUGGUCAAUCAAGACUUAUCUCUGCUAAAUUAUUUGAUCAAAUAUCAAAACUUUUGGAAGAUUCUCAAUUAUCUGAACGCUUUGAGGAGGUAAGGGGGAAGCUUUCCUACUUAUUGGAAAAACAACAAAAUUCAGGUAUUGCUAGCCAAAUUAGAGAUCUGAGUCAAAGACUUGUAAAUAUUAUUGAAGAAGGCCAACGAUCUGUUUCACCUCAGUUCAUUGAUCUACAAGAGCGGCUUUCUUCUACAAUAGAAGAUUUUCAAAAACAACUUGACUUGAUCGUGAAGUAUGAUUGGGAUUUUGAUCACUAUCUGGAGGAGGAUGUCCCUGCUGCGAUGGAAUACAUAAGAGCACAAACAAAGCCAAAUGAUGGAAAAUUGGUUGCAAUUGGUCACUCAAUGGGAGGCAUAUUGCUUUAUGCCAUGCUGUCACGGUGUGGUUCUGAAGGCAGGGAACCUAAACUAAAGGCUGUUGUUACUUUGGCAUCAUCACUUGAUUACACAUCUUCAAAAUCGACACUCAAAUUGCUCUUACCUCUUGCAGAUCCUGCACAAGCUCUUAAUGUCCCUGUUGUUCCAUUGGGGACAUUACUGGCGGCUGCUUAUCCUCUAUCGUCUCGGCCUCCUUACGUCUUGGCAUGGCUUAAUAAUCUAAUAUCAGCGGAGGACAUGAUGCAUCCAGAGUUGCUAAAAAAGCUUGUCUUAAACAACUUCUGUACCAUCCCAGCCAAACUUAUUCUGCAGCUCACAACAGCUUUCCGAGAAAAGGGGUUAUGUGAUAGGAGUGGUAAAUUUUUCUACAGGGAUCAUCUACAUAAAAGCAAUGUCCCCGUCCUAGCUGUUGCAGGAGAUCAAGAUUUAAUUUGCCCACCUGAAGCUGUAGAAGAAACUGUGAAGCUUUUUCCUGAGAAUUUGGUUACCUAUAAAGUAUUUGGAGACCAUCAGGGUCCCCAUUAUGCACAUUAUGAUUUGGUGGGAGGACGAUUGGCAGUGGAGCAAGUUUACCCAUGUAUACUCCAGUUUCUUGGUCAUUAUGAUUAAUCAUGAUAGCUGGGCCACGAAGCAUUGUUGCGAAAGAUUUGGUCAACAGCGAUUGGUUUUUCCCAGUGGCGUGAUAGACCCUUUGGUUGUUGUAAUCUUGGCAGAGUUAAUGUGAUUGAUCACAUUGGGGGAUGCAUUGCAAAUUAAACAACGAACACAGGAAGGGCCAUCCAGAGCUGAAUUUGCACUGAUGUUUGGAAUAGGUCCUUUUCUGAAUUGUAUAUUGAGGAUUGUGAUCAAGGAAAGUAUUGGAGUUGAAACAGCCGACACCCCUACCCCC
Theobroma umbraticum is the source of this 2279-nucleotide messenger RNA. RefSeq names its product alpha/beta hydrolase family protein. Lineage: Eukaryota; Viridiplantae; Streptophyta; Magnoliopsida; Malvales; Malvaceae. The record is from RefSeq and is a predicted model, not a curated record.